This is a messenger RNA of Sphaerodactylus townsendi, 2187 nucleotides long. It is a transcript of the gene PTH1R, whose product is annotated as parathyroid hormone 1 receptor. NCBI's taxonomy places the organism in Eukaryota, Metazoa, Chordata, Lepidosauria, Squamata, Sphaerodactylidae. Gene Ontology annotation, biological process: cell surface receptor signaling pathway; adenylate cyclase-modulating G protein-coupled receptor signaling pathway. The record is from RefSeq and is a predicted model, not a curated record. The transcript has 13 exons. Gene Ontology annotation, cellular component: plasma membrane. Gene Ontology annotation, molecular function: peptide hormone binding; parathyroid hormone receptor activity; G protein-coupled peptide receptor activity. Bases 312 to 1970 code for a protein of 552 amino acids.
CCGAGCGCAGACACAAAAGGACCAAACGAAGAUGCGGAACAUCGUGAUGCGUCAAUCUCGGCAACCAUCUGUCUAAAUGACUGUCCACGGCUGACGUUGGUCAGUCUUUUGGAGGAUUUCUUUUGCUUCUGAGGGAAAGCGGCGAGGAAGGCCGGCUGGGAGACAACGAGCUCGGAUACCCAAUACCUCCUGAGGAUGCAUAUGGGGUUCACAUCAAUGAGUGUGGAGUGAGUGGUUCUUAAGGGUGACCCUCCCAGCCUGGCUUUUUAGAACUCACUUCCAGUUUGGAUGACACCAAAACUCUGAGAACCAUGGACAUUUUGACCCGGGCAGGAAGUGUGCUGUCCGUCACCCUCUGCUUCUCCCUUCUGAAUUUGGCUGGGGCUUUGGUGGACACAGAUGACGUGCUGACCAAAGAAGAACAGAUGUAUUUGCUAGACAAAGCGAAAGCAAAUUGUCACAGGGAGAUCCGUGCCCAGCAAGAGAGUGUGAAAGAUGAGAAUUGCUUGCCUGAGUGGGAUGGAAUUAUUUGCUGGCCGAAAAGCUUCUCCAAUGAACUGGUGGCAGUCCCAUGUCCGGAUUACGUCUAUGACUUCAACCAUGAUGGUCAUGCCUACCGAUACUGCAAUGGCAACGGGACUUGGGACUUGGUACCCACCAUGAACAAGACAUGGGCCAAUUAUACAGAAUGUGCCAUCUUCUUUGCCCCGGAACAACAGAAGAAAGAGAAGGAGGUGUUUGACCGCCUGCACAUCAUAUAUACCAUUGGCUACUCCAUCUCCCUUGCCUCUCUUGUGGUGGCCAUGUUCAUCCUUUGUUAUUUCAAGCGACUCCACUGCACUCGGAAUUACAUCCAUCUCCACCUCUUUGCUUCCUUCGUUUGCCGAGCGACAAGCAUCUUUGUGAAGGACGUCGUGCUGUAUUCCAGCACCAUCCCAGAGGGACCGGAAAAAGGACAUAUUGGGGACUGGAAUGCUGAAGAGCUCAACCUCUCUUGGGGACCUAAGAAAACUCAGCUGGCAGGCUGCAAGGUGGCUGUAACCAUUUUCCUUUACUUCUUGGCCACCAACCAUUACUGGAUCUUGGUUGAAGGUCUCUAUCUACACAGCUUGAUCUUCAUGGCUUUCCUCUCGAACAAAAGCUAUUUGUGGGCCCUUACCCUCAUCGGUUGGGGGGUGCCUGCUGUCUUUGUGUCAAUAUGGGCCAGUGUCAGAGCAUCUUUGGCAGAUACACAGUGUUGGGACCUCAGCGCUGGACGCAUGAAAUGGAUCUACCAAACCCCAAUCUUAGCAGCAAUUGUGGUCAAUUUCUUCCUCUUCCUCAACAUUGUGAGAGUCCUGGCAUCCAAACUGUGGGAAGCGAAUGCAGGAAAAUUGGACCCCCGCCAGCAGUAUAGGAAGCUCCUGAAAUCUACUCUGGUAUUGAUGCCCCUGUUUGGUGUCCAUUAUGUGGUGUUUAUGGCCAUACCUUACACAGAUGUCUCCAGCACCCUGUGGCAGAUUCAGAUGCACUAUGAGAUGCUCUUUAAUUCUUUACAGGGUUUCUUUGUGGCUUUCAUUUACUGCUUUUGCAAUGGCGAGGUACAAGCUGAAAUUAAAAAAGCCCGUUUCCGGAGAAACCUGGUCCUAGACAUCAAGCAGAAAACCAGAGUGACCAGCACAGGGGGUAGCUACUAUUACGGAGGGCUUGUGUCUCACGUCACCAACAGCGUGAGUCUGAGCAUGGCGGGCUGGGGGACAGCCUCAACAGCCGUUGCCUUGCCUCUGGGAGCCAAGAGCUGGCUGCUACAACUUACCCCCGCUUCUACAGCUGCCCUGGAAUACACAUCUGGUUCUCCUACACUGCCCAGGCCUCCCAGCCAAGAGAUGACUGAGACAGCCUUUGAGGAGAACCUAAAGGCAUUAAGGAGGUCCCUCGAAUCAGAGGGAAGCCACUCUGGCCUCAAGAAGGAGCUCGAGACAAUGUUGUGAAAAAGCCCAGAAGACGACCAGCUGGGUUAAGACUGGGCCACAGAAUCGGCAGGCGAGAGAAUUUUGGCGCUGCAAGAUAUUCAACUGAGGCUUUACAUAGAGGAGCAAUUUGAAUCUGUAGGCCUAGAAUUAAGGGCACUUCAUUGUAAAGGCUCUUUUGGCUUAGCUGUAUUAUUGUAAUGAGGAAUAAAGCACGCAAGGCGUUUCUUUCUUGCAA